AUGAAUGAAGUGCCAAUGUGCUUGUUUAUUGCUUGCUCGACAAGUGAUAACACAAGUAGAGAAUAUAUUUACACAAUUUUAAAAAAUAGAUUAUUAGGUAGUCAUGUAUGUAUAGAUACAAACAUAUUAGAUGUCCCAACGAAUUUAAAAUUUUGUACCUUUGAUGACUUAUUAAAAUGUGCUGACGAUUUACAAAAAUAUGAUAGCUAUGCUUAUGGGUGUUUAAAAAAAAUUGAAAAAAUAGCUAAAGAAUAUGAUGAAAAUAUAGAAUUAAAAAUAAUAUACCAACGUCAACAUAUAAAUAUUGAUCAAUAUAUUAGACGUUUUAGUUGGGAUGAUGCAAAAUAUCCUAGGAAUAGAUCAUUAGUCGAUACAAUCGAUGUUAUUAUUAAUAAUAUAACAAAACUUUCUGAUGAAAUUCAAAUAAAAUCUAACAUUUUAAAUGAUUUAAAAGAGAAAAAAAAAUUAUAUAUAUCAAAACAUGAUAGUAAUAAUUUUAUACAUAAAAAUUUAAAUGAAAUAUUAACACCCCAAGUUGUUAAUGAAUCCGAUUUUAUGGAAACUGAAUAUAUUACAACAGUUAUUGCAUAUGUUUCAAAAGAUUCGAUAAAUGAUUGGGUUAGUAAUUAUGAAAAAUUUUCACAAUAUGUUGUACCUAGAUCAACAAAACAAUUUAAUGAUUUAAUUGAUAAAGAUGGGAAUACAUUAUGGAAAGCUUUUGUUUUUAAAAAAUUUGUAAAUAAUUUUAUUGAAAAUGCAAAGAGUAAAAAUUUUAUUGUUAAACCAUUUAAAUAUGAUGAAACACAUUAUAAUAAUAUCAUGGAGUCAAGAACAAAAAUUGAAACUGAAGUUAUAAGACAAGAAACAUUUUUAAGAAGAAUGUGUUUAGCUGCUUUUUCAGAUGUAUUUAUUGCAUUUAUUCAUAUUAAUAUUUUACGUGUUUUUUGUGAGUCAGUUUUAAGAUUUGGCGUACCUCCUAAUUUUGCUUCUUUUAGUAUUAGAAUAAAUGGGGAAAGUAAAGAAAAAAAAGUUCGAAAAAAAUUAUAUGAUAUAUUUUCUACUACUGAUUCGAUUGGCAAAAAUUAUCUUAAACGCUCUGAUGAAAAUGAUGAAGAGAUAUAUCCAUAUGUAUCAGUUUCAUUUAAAAUAUGA
Messenger RNA from Plasmodium vinckei vinckei, 1152 nucleotides. Its product is annotated as V-type proton ATPase subunit C, putative. Gene Ontology annotation, biological process: proton transmembrane transport. Bases 1 to 1152 code for a protein of 383 amino acids. Gene Ontology annotation, molecular function: proton-transporting ATPase activity, rotational mechanism. Gene Ontology annotation, cellular component: vacuolar proton-transporting V-type ATPase, V1 domain. The transcript has a single exon. The record is from RefSeq and is a predicted model, not a curated record. NCBI's taxonomy places the organism in Eukaryota, Apicomplexa, Aconoidasida, Haemosporida, Plasmodiidae.